UGGAAGCUUAGAAGACCGACUAAUGAGGCGAGGCAACAGACCGGCAUUGUCAUGGCAAGUCAGGUUUAGGAUAGCUGCAGAGAUUGGCACUGGACUAUUGUUUCUCCACCAAACCAAACCCGAACCCAUUGUCCACCGCGACCUCAAACCGGCUAACAUCUUGUUGGAUCAGUACUACGUCAGCAAGAUUGGUGAUGUCGGGUUGUCAAGACUGGUCCCACCCUCUGUGGCCGAAGGCGUGACACAAUUGCGAAUGACAUCAGCAGCUGGGACAUUUUGCUACAUUGAUCCUGAAUACCAACAGACAGGAAUGCUUGGGGUGAAGUCGGAUGUUUACUCCUUUGGGAUAGUGCUUCUCCAGCUGUUGACAGGUAAGCCGGCAAUGGGAAUAUCUCAUGUGGUUGGACGGGCCAUUGAGAAUGGAACAUUCGCUGAAAUGUUGGAUACUGUUGUGGUCGAUUGGCCAUUUGAAGAGGCGCUGGUGAUGGCCAAAUUGGCUCUCCAAUGCGCGGAGCUCAGGAGAAAGGACAGACCGGAUUUGGGGAAAGAGGUCAUGCCAGAGCUUCGUAGGUUGAGAGAAUUAGCAGAUGAGAGUAUAAGUCAGUUCUUGCUUAAUGGCUGUGCAGUGUCCUCUCCCAGUCACAGUCAAGCUUCUAUGACACAAAAACACACAUACAUGACUUCACAUGCACAAUAGUGUUCGUGAGCUGAUGUCUGUGCACAACCAAGUAUAGUUUUUCUGCAAAGGGCCAGCUCAAUGAUUCAAAUCCAGCACAUACAUCUUAGAUCUAUUUUGUAUUGUA
Cuscuta campestris is the source of this 803-nucleotide messenger RNA. The record is from the annotation of a GenBank genome assembly. NCBI's taxonomy places the organism in Eukaryota, Viridiplantae, Streptophyta, Magnoliopsida, Solanales, Convolvulaceae.